GUGCGCGGACGUUGUCACGCGAUACUGUGACAACCUGUGCACUUGUUAUCGACUCCACGGGCGUGAACGGUCGAGGGCUAGAGCAAAAGCCAUUAAUUCACUGAUGAAACUGGCCCUUCUGUACGGUAAGUGGACAGAAAAGGGCCUUUAAACAUGACAUCUGCCACUUCCUUGCGAGCAUCCCGGCGCAAACCAGCGGCACAUGACGAAGUGCAGACCACUCUGGUUCCAAAGAAACCCAAGCCGACUGGCUUGGUUUAUGAUCCGCGUAUGACUCUACACAAGCACGAGUGGUUUUCGAACGAACAGGAAUCUCCUGCACGCAUUCAGCGGGCCUUCAAACGUUGCCAAGAAGAAGGUCUGGUGAUGCGUUGCACAAUGGUUCCAGCUCGUCAGAUCAGCGAGCAGGCCCUAACAUCCAUUCACGGCCGAAAAUACAUCCAGCGCGUAAAACAGUCUCGGAAUUUCGCGCUACCGGAGCUCUACAAACUUUCGGGACAGUUCGAUGGUGUGUUCUUCAAUGAGGCUACCUGGACAAGUUCUUGCUUAGCUGCUGGCAGCUUGAAACACCUUGCCAACCUCGUGGUUCACGGUCGCUUAGCCAACGGCUUCGCCUUGCUGCGCCCGCCGGGUCAUCAUGCCAUGCACUCAGAAGCCUGCGGCUAUUGUUUCUUCAACAAUGUUGCCAUUACGGCUGCAAGCUUCUUAGAUCCGCCGCCAAAUGUGCUUCAAGUGGAACAGAAGGUUGGUCCAAAUGUCCGGAGAACACGAUCCAGGUCAAAGGGUACCAUGGAUAUAACAAGGGACACUACAACCAGUGAUGCACCAAACCUAUCCAACGCUGACACAGCAUCAAAGCUUGGUUCUCGAGUCAAGCUCGAGCGCAUACUUAUUGUAGACUGGGACGUACAUCAUGGACAAGGUACACAAUAUGCAUUCUACCAAGACAAGCGGGUACUGUUUAUUUCGAUGCAUCGGUUCGAGCAAGGUAACUUCUGGCCAAACCUUCGCGAAGCCAACUAUGAUUUUAUUGGUGACGGUCCUGGACGAGGAUAUAAUGUGAACAUUCCUCUUGAUGAGACCGGUCUGACAGACUCGGAUUACUUGGCCAUGUUUCAUCAACUGAUCAUGCCCAUCGCAAUCGAGUUCAACCCAGAACUUGUGCUUGUUUCGUGCGGAUUCGACGCAGCCAUCGGCUGUCCGGAAGGACGAAUGUGGCUGAGUCCGGCUGUCUUUGGACAUUUUAUCCAUCACUUGAAAAUGCUUGCUGGAGGGAAGUUGGUUGUCGCCUUGGAGGGAGGAUAUUACGUGGACAGUUUAGCCGAAGGUUCAGUGCACGUAUUGAAGGCUCUCCUGGGCGACCAGCCUGCUCCCCUACGACUCUCCUGUCCGCCGUGCAAAAGUACCCGGCGCACAAUCGAUGCAUGUUCCACAGCACUACGUGCUCACUGGAAAUCACUCUGGGUCUGUGGUCCUACAAAGAUAGUUCCUCGUCCAGACCUGUCACACUUCCCACCGAUGUCUUGGCCGAUUGUCAGGCGUGUUGUUUGGCCGGAGGCCAAUCCUCUACUGCCGGAUCAAGUGAAACAACAUGUUCAUCACAUGAUGAACGAAUACAUUCCAGUACCACUUCCCUCACCUUCUUGUCAUUUGGUUCUACUGCUGGUUUGUAAGGAUGCGUUCUCUGCCGAACCAACGAAAGAAUGGACUGGUGCCGGUAACACCUCUACUCAAAGAAUGCAGCAUGUGACGCCCAGUACUGCAUGGUCUGAGCAGUUAAUACAACAACUUGUUAGCCGGUUCCACAUUCACUUCUUUCGAAGUGAUCGGUCGUGCUCAGCCAAUUCCAAAUCCUUCGGGAAAAGAGUAGCUGUGGAACAUACUCCAAACACCUGCAGUAAACGGAUCAAAAUAAGCGCCGAUGUGUCGCGAGAUGUGGUAACCCGUAGAAAGUGCUGCCCAUCGAAAUCGGUUUGGAAAGCGUCCUCUUCAUAUAUUAUUCCAUCGGGCGUGUUUCCUUCCCCAAUGGUGGAAUCUUUCUAUGGAGGAACUACGUGCGGAUGCUCUUUUGAAACCUGUGGAAAACCGUGGUCUAAGGCGUCGCUUUCCAAUAUGCCAAAUUUGAAGGCCGCGCUACAAAAAUUGCUGGUCGAUUUAUUUCGACGGAAGUUUAGCCGAGUUUUUGCAGUCGGCCAGCAGCCAGACCCCUUCCAGAUAAUUGAGGCAAUCACAGAUAUGUCACCCCAGGUGCUGGAGGAAUAUCGUACCAGUGUCUUCCGUACUCGAAAUGGGCGAACCUCAAUGGGAAAGCUCAACAUGAUAGGCACAAACAACUUAGAGAACCAAACGGAAGAUAAUCCGAAUAACUUUCAGGUCACAGGUGGCACCAGGAAGACGUUGACAAGCCAUAAUGCCACCAGUGCGUAUGAGAAUUUGCCCACAGAUGACUGGAAGUCGGAUUCUAGCAACUACUCAAACACGCGUCAAAGCGCCAUGGAAAUGUCUAAACUCUGCCGUCUACUUGUCGUUGAUUUAUCGGGCAUAAAGGAGCCAUUUGGGGGGAAGCCUUGUGAAAAGAUAUUUGAUUCCGCUGGACAGCUUCAGUGCGAUCUUUUCUGGUGUUCCAUCUUUCGUGGUAACUACGCCGAACAGUUAGCUGCUUGCUCCGCACUCCGGCGGACGAUCCAGCCUGCACAUAUAUCAGUUCGAUCCAACAGACGUAUCCGUCAAGUUCAGUGGCUUCGAAUACCGGUGGUUGAUUCGAAAGCAUCCACAAACAAUUCGUCUUCCAGAACGGUGAAGAAGGAUUCGAGCGGGGCCAACUUAUUGGCUGCGUUGUUGCAUAUCCUACUCCCUGCAGCUUACGAAUACGCACCAGAUGUGAUAUGCCUGCGAUUAGAAAAAGAGUGGAUCGAAACUAACAAUGACAAUACGGAUAACACACUCGGUCAUUUUCUGCAUCUUCUGAACGGCAUAGGUUCUCCUGUUGUUGUAUGCUAUUGUCGCGAUCAUCCACCGUCGAGUGCUUUGCUUCACGGUGUCCUCGGACGUCCUCUUCACCUAAACAUUAAGACAAAUGAUUCGAUGAUCCCUACAAGCUCAAUGCAAUCACUUAUUCAUCACAUACUGCAAGCGAAUGGAUCACGCUGGAAGAAUCUCAAAUUUCCAGGUAGGUUGCCGCAUUGAUCCGGUCUGGUUGAACUAACACAUAUCAGGUUCUCCUGUCACUUGGCAAGGAUAGCGAGCUUGGGAAGAACGUCGCAGUUCAGAUUGUAUCAAACAGCAAGAAGAAACACUUGGUACAUAUUGUAUCUGCAGUGGGGCACGUAUAUUCAUGCACGAAUGAUUUCGGCAUUGUAUGUAUAUCAGUAGAAUAUAGGUGAUAUGCUCUAGCCACACUUUGUCUUGUUGCUUUUUGAUAAAUGAAACACCCUUUUUGAGGAGAAAUGAGUGAAAUUAGAACGACAACUAAAAACAAAAAGACCAACGUAACGCAUGCGAACCAGAUUAAAAGUUAUUUAAAAAGGCGCGAGAUAAAACAGUGGACCGGAAAGGUCAAUCUCUUGUGUAUGCAGCUGCAACACAUAUAUUGGUACGUAUUUGAGGCCAAUCAACUUAGAUUCCUCUGCUAGCAAGAAGGCGAAAUCCCGGAGAGCCGGUCCACGCUUUGAUUGGCCCUUGAUAGCAGAUCAACUCUAGUGACGAUGAUGAUGAUUUGGGGAGAACUGGGGUUGGGGGAUAUAAGGGUGUAAUGCAUCAUGGACAAUAAGGACUGUUGAAAGGGCUAGAGGACAUGAGGUUGGGAAUUCGCAUUGUUUUCGUUAUCAGGCGUAUAAUUCGCACACAAACUGUGUAUCGUUUAAUCGCUGUACAAAAUGAACAUCUGUACAAUGGCUGACGUUGAAUGUUAAGGGGCUCUUUGAGGAGGUAGCAUGUUUCCCGGAGGGAUUUUAUUUGACGGGAAGACUGUAUUUCCUUUUGUAUGCUGCGGUUUGGGUAUGUAUGCUGGAGUUAACUGUCUAGGUUUAGGUGGCUGGGUAUGUGGAAUCGCGGGUAAAGGUCGGCUUAACUGGACAGGAUCAGGGCAUGAUAGCCUGAGUGAACCACCUUGGACCGGCAUAUUCGGAAUAGUACUGUUUAUGUAGGGCACCAUGUUCAUAGCGUUCGUACUUCGAAUAGUAGUUGUGGGACGGACGGUUGGGGGUACUGGCUUGUUACGGAUGUUGAUCAUACUUUCUUUACACUUGGUGGAAACUAGACAAGUAUCGGGGGGCAUAGAAAUGGGUGCGCACGAUGAAACUGGUUUUGAAAGGACUGUUCGUUUUUCACUUGUGCUGUUGGAGAUCGAACCGAUCUGAUCCUCUAGCUUCCGGAUGCGAGUCAAGUACUUGUGCUUCGCUUUGUCGAACGCUCCAAUCAAAGCCGUGUUGGCCCGUUUCAAAUCGUCCACCAAUUCUUCACUCUGCAGUUGUUGAAGUUCGGUGCUGUGUCUCAGGGCCUCUAAA
Molecule: messenger RNA, 4505 nt
Organism: Opisthorchis viverrini
Lineage: Eukaryota; Metazoa; Platyhelminthes; Trematoda; Opisthorchiida; Opisthorchiidae
Exons: 19
Coding region: 154-3186 (1010 amino acids)
Biological process (GO): chromatin organization
Cellular component (GO): histone deacetylase complex
Molecular function (GO): histone deacetylase activity
Source: RefSeq, a predicted model, not a curated record